Messenger RNA from Chaetomium fimeti, 2438 nucleotides. RefSeq names its product FYVE zinc finger-domain-containing protein. Gene Ontology annotation, molecular function: DNA binding; metal ion binding. The coding region runs from base 234 to 2246 and encodes 670 amino acids. Lineage: Eukaryota; Fungi; Ascomycota; Sordariomycetes; Sordariales; Chaetomiaceae. The transcript is spliced from 3 exons. Gene Ontology annotation, biological process: DNA repair. The record is from RefSeq and is a predicted model, not a curated record.
CGCACUGCCAUCAUGGAUCCAUCCCUGCAACCUCGACCGCCUGCAGUGCAUUCAUCAUUGGUCUUUGAGGUUGCUUCCAUCAUCCUCCUCCGUGACGCCCGCCGCCUCCGCCUUUGUUAAACACCUUCGAUUGAGAAAUCAUGCCCAUGCCGCCAUUCCACCCCACGACAGCGUAGUGGCCGCAAGGGGGUGUUGAAUUACCCACAUCGGGCAGACCGCUUUCAACAGCGACCAUGUCUGCCCGGAAACUCGGAGGCGGCAGGGUCCUCGGCAGCGGCAAGGGCCUCGCCCCUCCACCUUCUGCUCAUGCCCCGCGAGCUUCAAGCCCCUUCGCUCCGUCCGACAGCAGUACUAGAUCGGUUCGCUCGCGAAACUCGACACCAGUCUCGCUCUCUCCGUCCUCCUCUAGCCCGCUUCCCGACUUCUCCCAGGAUCUCGCCUCCAAUGUCACAGUCGCAGGGCCAUCGUCCAAUGGCACCUCGCCUGGGAACAAGCUGGCAUGCCCGAUAUGCGAAGAUCAGAUGGUCACGCUACUGCAACUAAACCGACACCUCGACGAUGUCCACCAAGAGCUGCCCGAGGCCGAGCAAGAUGAAGUCAAGUCGUGGUUCGACAAGCAGGUCCUGAAAGCGAAACGGUUCCAGCCCCUAUCCCUCAUCAACCAAAAACUGCGUGGCUUGGAAGUAUUCGAGUCGAACGAGACACAACCCGUAUCGGUCGGAGUUGCACCGGGGCGACCUAUCGACACGAUAAUCGAUCCCGAGGAGCUGGUUUCGAGGAGACACUGGGAGCGACCGACAGGGAACGACGUAUGCACGGAUCCGUUAUGCGACAGGAGAUUGGGGCCGCUCGGCGGCAGCGUCAACUGCCGGAAGUGUGGGCGGCUGUUCUGCGAAGAGCACACCAUGUACCAGAUGAAGCUCUCGCGUGCGGCCACCCACGAGCCGGUCAGGGGCGUGUGGUGCCGGGUGUGCGAGACAUGCUACAAGUCUAGGGAUGGAUACAGCGACAGUACGGGCCUGGCUCGCGACCACACAACAUUUUUCACUGCGGUACGGGCGAAGAAGGUGGAGAGACAACGGCUGGAGGUGCAGAGGUUGGAGAAGAGGUUGACGAAGCUGACGCGGUUGCUUGCGGAAGCGCCGCUGGAAACGGGUGUAAAUCCGGGCCUCUUGUCGCCGCUGGCUGGGCAAAGGAAUCAAAGGAAGAUGAUUGAACAGUCGGUGGUGACAUGGGAGGAUGAUGCGGCCGUUCUCAAGUGCCCCUUUUGUAAACAGGAAUUUGGGGCUUGGACGUUCAGGCGGCAUCACUGCAGGAUAUGUGGCCGAGUUGUGUGCGCCGAUCCGCAAACCAACUGUUCAAGCGAGGUGGCUUUGAACGUUGCAAAUCCAAUUGCGAUACCCACGACCGAAAAGCCCGAACAUCCUACCAACGGACAAGUUGGUAUCGACGUCCGGAUGUGCUGCGAGUGCAAACAAACGAUAUUUUCCCACCAUGACUUCGUCGAGUCUAUCAAGCACCGGCCACCAGAUCAACGCGCCUACGAGACACUCCGCCAGUUCGAACGCGGCAUCCAAAUGCUGAUGCCGUCCUUCCACAAAUCACUACACGCCCUUCAGCCGCCUGACGAGAACGGAAGCGGACCUGACAAGGCGCCACCCACACACGCACAGAUUCAGGACGCGGCCAAGAUCCGCAAACGCCUAACAGACUCCUUUGCCAAGUAUGACCUCGCCUCAAAGCGCAUCCGCAACAUGAAAACCGACAGCCCGACCCAACUGCGCCUCCAAAAGGCUAUCCACGCAUCCGCCUCGUCUUUUUUGCACGCCAACCUCAUCCCCCUGAAGAGCGUCCCGGCCAUGCUCAAGUCACAGAGCUCGAACCACCGCAGGUUACUGUCGGCCGGCAACGGAUCAUCACAUUCGAUAUCCUCUCCACUACGCAACGGCGAAUCAGCGGGAUUCGAUCCCGAGACGUCAAGUCUGGGCGGUGCAAGCGAGGUCAGCACGGUCAUUUCGACGGCGCUGGAGACGGAGGAGAAGGAGGCGAGAGAGAAGUUGGUUGUCUUGGAGGAGCAACGGUUCAUGGUGCAGGAUAUGCUCAACCGGGCAAGGGGUGCCCGGCGGUUCGAGGAGGCUGGCGCCUUGACCAAGAACCUGGAAGAAUUGGAUAAGGAGAUUGAAGCUUCAAAGCGGCUAGUCGCGGGGGUCGAGGAAAGGUGGGAAGGGCUUUAUUCGGGGGCUUGAGUUACCCCGGCACGGUCAUGACUCUCACUCUCAAGGGCGGUUGUAUUAUGGCGAACGGGAUUGGCAUUGCACGGAGUUUGGAACACCACAUUUGAAGGGCACCGGAUACGAAGGGCGUCUAAUAUCGACGUCUUACUUCAGUACUAGCCAGACAGGUACAUGUAAUAUAUCAGGGGUUUCCCUUCCUUGCGA